GUCUCCGUUCCCAUUGGCAACGCGCGGCUUCUAAACAACCUCCGUUCCUCAGGCCCCGGUGCCGGCCUCCCUGUUUCCUGUCGGAUCCGCCGCCACCAUGGCAGAGUUGGGCCUAAAUGAGCACCAUCAAAAUGAGGUCAUUAAUUACAUGCGUUUUGCUCGUUCAAAAAGAGGCUUGAGACUUAAAACGGUAGAUUCCUGCUUUCAGGACCUCAAGGACAGCAGGCUGGUGGAGGAGACUUUCACCAUUGAUGAGGUUUCAGAAGUCCUAAAUGGGCUGCAGGCUGUGGUACACAGUGAGGUGGAGUCCGAGCUCAUCAAUACAGCUUACACCAAUGUCCUGCUCCUACGGCAGCUGUUCUCCCAAGCUGAGAAGUGGUAUCUAAAGCUACAGACAGACAUCUCUGAACUUGAAAACAGAGAAUUAUUAGAACAAGUUGCUGAAUUUGAAAAGGCAGAAUUUGUAUCUUCAAGUAAAAAGCCCAUCAUAGAUAUCACAAAGCCUAAACUUGUUCCAAUUAAUGAAGGUGGAACUACAGAGCUCCUAAACAAGGAAAUUUUAAGACUUCAACAAGAGAAUGAAAAACUAAAGUCAAGGCUGAAGACCAUUGAAAUACAGGCUGUAAAUGCUCUGGAUGAGAAGUCAAAAUUGGAAAGAGUACUUCAAGAUUUACAGCUCGAUCAAGAAAACCAACAGGAUUUGCUAAAGGCCCAAGACUUGGAUGACUUGGAAAAUACAGUUGCAACUCUUAGGAGUGAAUUUCAGAAGACACUUAAUGACAAGACAGAAAACCAAAAAUCUUUGGAAGAGAACCUAGCAGCAGCCAAACAUGACCUCCUCAGAGUACAGGAGCAGCUGAGCAUGGCUGAAAAGGAGUUAGAGAAGAAAUUUCAACAAACAGCAGCUUAUCGAAACAUGAAAGAGAUUCUCACCAAAAAGAAUGAUCAAAUCAAAGACCUACGGAAAAGACUGGCAAAAUAUGAAUCUGAAGAUUAAAGACUGGAGAUUUUGUCUAGAACCUGCCACACAUGAACAUACAAGCUAUCUCCAUUCACCUCAGGCAUGUAUUUAGAAGCAUUUUGUCAUAUUCUGUUCUUUUUCCAAUGUUUAGGCUUUCCUUGUAAUAUUAGAACUAUCAUUCUUAUCUUCAGUUCUGUAAUUGCGAAGAGAAAAAAAAUGUAAUGAUUCUUUUCUAUUGUCCCAAAUACGCCUCUGUCAUAUGCUCCAGAGCCUCCAUGCAAGUACAGUGAGAUUUCUUCAUGGUAGACAGCAGUUUAGAGUGGGAAGAAGAGCCAUCCUUUUGCGUUAGUGAGUGAACUUUUUAAUGUUAGAGAAGCUGGUAACAUCUAUACUUGUACAGUCCCUAAGUAUAAAGAUAAAUAGUAAAGUUAUUAAUAUUUUCAAAUAAACUUUUAUUUUAAUAACGAAAUCUUAAUUUAUCUAAUCAUCAAAAUGUAUAAACUCAUGGAAAAUAUGUUUACUUUCCACUCUAGUCAACAUUUCUAAUCAGUUGUAAGGGAGAAUAAGCUGCACCUUGAACCUCAGCUAACCUUUGCAUCUCUCCGUCAUGAAUGCUGCUUAUUAUAGGCAGACGUUUUUUGCGUCCUUAUUUACCAUUGGUCUGUGUUAUGAACAGAGAAGUCAGAUUCAUCGUAUACUUUCACAGUUUAAAAAGCAGAUGGACUCUGAGUACGUGUAACCUUUAGAAUUAUUUGCAGAAUAUCCUUUUAGCUUAUAUGUGAAUUAGAAUUCUUUCAAACUUUGACUCAACAUAAAGGCACUAAGUUCCAGGUUGAACUUUGGUUUGUAUGUGUAUAGAAAAAUGGCAUUUUCAAGAGAUUUUAAUAUCUCCAUUGAUGUACUUUUCCUCGGGUGACCAUAUAUAAAGUAUCGGAAACCAGACAUGACGCCUACAAUGUGUGGUGCGGUGAUGUGGUAUGAGAAUAAAUAAAGACCACAAGGCAGGUAAAACUCAGAAAGAAAGCAUUUAACCGUCACGUGUUAACAUGGAGGAAGUGUUCUAUUUCUCAAAGCAAACAUGUCACAUCCUGUGUGAACACUCUAAGAGAGACUUUUCCAUCUCCACCAAUAGGGAAUUUAUUCCCAGAGAAGAGUACAUUGACCAGAGAGUACAUCUUUAUUAUUUUCACUCACACACUUCAUAUUAGCUUUGACUAUACUGUGAGACUUUUGUAACUUUGUUAAAUACUAAACGAACAAAUAAUAAUGAAGUGAUUUUUCCCUUAAAAAAAAAAAAGCUGGGAAGGCAAUCUUAGGAUGAUAAAUGAACCUGAAAGGGAAGAGAGAAAAAUAUAUAAAAACAAAGCAACAUUUCCUACACAUUUUUUUUCAUCCAUUUGUUUGCAGUUGGACCGCUCUUCAGUUUCACGUAGGGCUUGCAUUGAGGAUGCACUUUCACCCUGUGUUUCUUUAGCCCAACAUAAUUCCCUCUCUGAAAUUCCAUUUGUGGACCAGGAUGUUUUGAAUAAGUCAGAAACCAAACCUUGUAACUAAGUGGAAAAUGUGUCUGAGAAAUGGUUUAAUUGUAUUCUCCCUCCACCUUUCUCAGUUGAAGGCCAGGAAGAAAAGACUUGGUAAGACACUGCACCACAUGUAAUACAUUGCUGGUUAGAAUUUUGAUUUGUUUUGUUGGUGGUGGCUUUGAAAUAUUCUGUGUAGUAUGUUAUACUUGUUGAAUAAUAAAUUCAAAAGUAUUUCUGAAACCUUAAAAACUGUUAAGUAGUAAGGUAAACAGAUGGGUUGCAUAACCAUUGUGAUGCCUGUCUUCUACAGCAUGUACUGCGUAAUCACUGUGCCCCUGUCUCGUACCUGUCUCGUGUGGCACUGAUUCUCCUUUUUUCCACUGUUGUGCUUUGUUUUUAAACUCAAACCUCAGCAAAAUUUCACCUGGUUUCCCAGUUUUAAGAUUUACUGAAUCAUUUAACUGAAAAGGCCUGUUUAGUCUAUAUAUUUUGGCUCUCUAGGAAACUGCUUCGAGCCCUAAGUGAGCGGAUAGUGUCCAGGCAACUGUGGACUGUCUGCUGGUAAACCAUCUUAAUGACACUCUUGGCCAGGGUGCAGCACUUAACCUACUAUGCACAGGGCUCUGGGAUCAGAACCCACACAAUAAAAUAAAAACAACUAAAGAAGAUGUGGCUUUGAUUUAACUUUAAAUUGAAGCUUUUGCAAUUAUGAUUGAGACAUUUUGUUCACAAAAAUAAAAUGCAAAGGGUUUUGUUAUUAAUGCCUUCAAUUUUGUUAUUAAUAUCAAUUUAAAUGGUUAUUUGCUCUCAUCUUACAUGUGUAUCUGUCUGUGUUGAAUAUAUAUUUAAUCAUUUGUUUAUGUCUUAUAAAUCUUAUAUAGAAUAUUUUGCUCUUUUAAAUGUGUAAUAAUACUUGGUAAAGCCUUUACUAUCUAUUAUUUCCACUUUGAUAAACUGAAUGAGAUUCUUAGAUAUCUUUAUAAUUAAAUGUUUGCAUUUUUAAUACAUUAGAUUAUAAAACUUUGGUAUUGUUUACCCUCUGGUUAUGCAUAAGUGCCUGUGUCCUGAGCUUUGCUGUUAGAAAUUUAAGACAUGAUUUAUCUCAUAUAAUCAAGUCUUUGAAGAUAAUUCCAUCUCAGCAAGCUAAACCACCAUCAAAGAAACAAAACAAACAAAAACCAUUAAAUAUUUCCUGAAGGGAAAUCAUAAAGAAAGGUAUUAGGAUGGCCUUGAUAUCUUUCAUAUUGCCACUAGGUCAGCCAUUAAAGGUACCACAAAAUCACCUGUUUAUGUGAAUUAAUGAAAAUAUAGUCAGAGCUGAAGAGCUGGCUCACUAGUUAAAAGCACAUAGUUAUCUUGCAGAGAGUCUAUGGCAUAGAGUUGAAACCUAAUUCCAGGCUCCUACUUGAUGGCUCACAACCAUCUGAAACUCUAGUCCCAAGGGAUCUGACACCUUCUUCUGACUUCUGCAAGCACCGGGGCUCAUGUGGUGCUAAGACAUACAUUUAUGCAAAACACUCAUACACAUAAAAUAAAUAAAUCAAAUCAAUAGAAAGAAAGGAAAGAACAGGAGGAAGGAAAGAAGGAAGGAAGGAAGGAAAGGGAAAAAAGGGAAAAGGGGGGGAAAGGGGGAAGGGGAGAGGGAGAUGUAUCAAUCUCUGUUUUCAUUUCUCACUGUGGCCUUGGAAAACAAACAAGCUUAUUAGGAUUACUGUACAUCCAUGCUGAGGGCUUAAGGCACUCUUCCUUAAGAGUGAAGUGCAUAGGAUCUGCUGCAUCUUGGAAACCUCAAGACUUCCCUGUUGCAUUGCAUGAAAUUAUCAGUCAUCCAUCUCAGCUUUGCUUUAAAUCCUGGAAGUAUGUAGGUGACUGAUUUGGGACAUAUAGAUGCUAUAUGUGCUUUAUUUCUUCCUCUCGCUGUAUUACACUUGCUAGGAUUUCUAGUUAACUAGAAAUGGUUGUAGAAGACAUUCUUGUUUCUUUUGCGGUCUUGGGGGAAAUGCUUUAAAAUUUUAAUAAGAAUUAUAUGUUCAAUAUUCUAUUAUCAGAUAAGGAAGUUCUUACUUUGCUAAAACCUACAAACAGGUGUUAAAUUUUUCCAAAAUUCUUUUUCUGCAUUUACUGAAAUGAUAAUGCUUUUUUUUUUUUUUUUCUUUUUAAAGACAAGAGUCAUACUAUAUAGCCCAGGCUGUCUUUGAAAUCUUGCUUUUGAUGCCUUCAUUUCCUGGGCACAUUUUAUUUUUUUAAAUGUUAAACUAUCCUCAGUUGUUAACAGUACUGCCCUUAGCCAUAGCAGUAUGUGGGUGCUAUAGGAGAGUGGCUCUGCCUACUAGUAGGUUUUUCAGGCAAGUAUUAAUCUGUUGCUAAUCUUAGAUUUGGAAGGAUGCCUUCUGAUUCUCCCAAAGCAUAGAAGUAUGGGAAGCUAUCUGAAGCCAUCUCCCACUCAUAUCCUUUCCUCUUGGGAGGCUUCCAAUGUGCUCAGAAUAGAUUGGCGUGUAAAAUAUAAAAAUACUUACUAUGAGGCCUAGCCUUGGUCUCUCAGUGAAACAGCAUCUCACAACUGUUGCUGUUGUUAUCCUGCCUGUUUGGAUGAGCUAUUUUCCUUUUGGAUAUAUGGGGGAGGCCCAAGAAGCUGGCACCUUCGGCUUACUCUCUUUUGUUAUUGAUGUAAGUAAUAAACUGCCUGACUCUAAAAACAGCUCAUUGCAUCUUUUACCAUCUGUCUUAGUCUGACCUCGAUCUCACUUUGGCUGCAGCUGUAUAUGUAGUUACCUCUCAGGAACUAAGGAAUACAACCUACAACUGCUACAGUAGCAAUUGACAGCCAGCCUUCUGCCAUCUGCACUUUGAGAGCUGUGCAGCUGAAGAAAAUGCCUACCCAAGUUUAUGCUCCCUUUGGGAAGAAAGGAAAAGGAGACUGUAGCCAACAGCAGUCACCCCAGAUAUAAAAAUGUUCUGUCAGGCACAGUGUGUGUUCUCUUCCCAGGGUCUAUAGCCGUUCUGUUGCACCUGAGUGAGACUCCUGAUGAUGCCCUUCCAGUUGCCCUCAGGCUGCCAUCACCAAAGCUGAAGCUCACAAGUGAUGCCCAGCAUUUAUAUGCCCCAGCCUGUCUACCCCUGGAUUCUGACCUCAGUUAUGAUAUGUUAUAGAUUGCUGGGUCUUAAGUUUUGCAAUAUUCAUGUCAAAACUGGUCUGGAAUUUUCCUUCCUUGGUAAACAUCUCUUGAAAGCUGUCAACAAUGUUUCUGAGACCAUAAAUGAUUAACUUUAAAAAACAAAACAAAAACAACAACAAAAUAAUGUUUGAUCUCUGAUUAUAUUCAGCGAAAGUUUUAAAUACUUGAACCAGCAUUUAUAAGUGCAGUGAUCUGAAGGAAGCCCAUUUUGAAGAAAAGGCAGUAGAGAGGAAAGAGUAGGAGUGAGGUAGUGGGAUAAUGAGCAACUGUGUCUGUAUCUCUUAGGACAUCUCCCAACAACCCAGCAGAGGGUUUGCAUGACUCAGGUUGCUGCUGUUUGUCCUGGGGUUUCUGCAGCAAUGGAGGAGUGUCUUCAAAGUGUACGGUGUGAAUUCAGUUAUCAGUGUUGUCUUGUAUAAAGUUCUCUAUAGUCAGCAACUAUCUGCUGUUUUUGGUUUUACAUCUUUUCCUUAUGCUCUAAGUUCUUAACACAUAGUUUUGGACCUCAAAAUAACAUUUUAGAGUUAUUCUAGGCUCAAUAGUUUUUGCUUUAGAUAAUUAUUACAUUUUCCUAAAUUUGUAAUUGCUUUAUUCUGUCAGAUCUUUUAAAUAAUAUAUAUUCAUUUUUAAGGGAAUAUCUGAUGAGUUUUGGUAAAUGUGAAUCUCCAUGUGACCUCUGCCACAAUUGAGAAAGGGGAUAUUUUAUCCUUUUCAGCCCCUUGUAUCACUCUUCCUGAUCUGGUACCUGAGCAACCGCUGAUCUGCUUUUUCUCUUGACAUCUUAAUGUACCUUUUUAAAAAUUCAUAUGAUAGAAUCAUAGCCUAAUUGUUAAAUGUACCUUCUUUCACUCAACAAAAUGUAUUUAAUAUUUAAGAUCUGUCCUUGUCUGUGUGGAUACUAGCAGUAUAUUCCUUCAAUUGUUGAGAAGUUCCCUGUAGUAUGGUCUAUCAUAGUUUGUUUAUUCAACCAACUCUCAAGAAUAUUUUCAAUAAAAUUUACUAAAUCUCAUACACAAAA
Molecule: messenger RNA, 6678 nt
Organism: Mus musculus (house mouse)
Lineage: Eukaryota; Metazoa; Chordata; Mammalia; Rodentia; Muridae
Gene: Lztfl1
Product: leucine zipper transcription factor-like 1
Exons: 10
Coding region: 98-997 (299 amino acids)
Biological process (GO): negative regulation of protein localization to ciliary membrane; negative regulation of protein localization to cilium
Cellular component (GO): cytosol; cytoplasm
Molecular function (GO): protein-containing complex binding; identical protein binding
Source: RefSeq, marked validated